This is a messenger RNA of Photinus pyralis (common eastern firefly), 7157 nucleotides long. RefSeq names its product protein MLP1 homolog. The record is from RefSeq and is a predicted model, not a curated record. Bases 109 to 7038 code for a protein of 2309 amino acids. The transcript is spliced from 14 exons. Lineage: Eukaryota; Metazoa; Arthropoda; Insecta; Coleoptera; Lampyridae.
GAACUGAAUGACUUGUAUCUACCGGUUCCAUUCGUUUCAAAUAAAAAUCCGUUAGCUGUUUUGACGGUUUCUUAUGUUUGACGGUUAAACAUUACUACUUAUUAUAAAAUGGGCUUAGAACGUUGGGAAAAUAUUAUCGUUGAAUGGGUUAACUGUUUAAAAAUAUCAACAACUGUAAGUAAUUUGGACGAUUUAAAGGAUGGGUUGUUUUUGAGCAACUUAUGCCAGCUUCUUACCACAUUUGAAAGUCCUGCUUCAACAAUUUAUCUCUCAUCGAUCAUUUAUUUCUUGAACAAGCAGUACCCGAACUUGAUUUUAGAUUGUGAAAAUGAUACUGAUUUAGAAAAAAUAUCACAAAAUGAUCUUAUGAUGAUAUCCUCUUUGUUACUUCACUUUUCAUGUAUUCAUGACAGGCGGGACGUGCUCACUUCACCAUUAUGCUAUCAGUUGUCUAAGGCUACACAAAUUUCUAUUAAAUACUAUUUAGAAAAUGUACAUAGUGACAUCAAUAAAGAAAAAUUGUUUAAAAUUAUUGAAGAAAGUAUAAACAUUAGACAAUUCAAAUCAAAUCCACGUACACUGUCUUCAGAGUAUUCAUUUCACGGUAGCCCUUUACAACAGUUAUUACACACACCCUUACCAAAAUUGUCCCGGUUGCGAGAGAAAGAUAAAGAGAUAAACAAGUUACAAGUAGAAGUUGACCUAGAGCGCUUAGAAAAAUUUGAUUUACAAGACGAACUCGCAAUACAAAAGGAAUGCAACAAGAAGCUCUCACAGCAGGUAUCCAUCAAGGCAGCUGAAAUUUCCAAAUUGAGAAAUGAAUUAAUGGAGUUGGAGAAUAAAUCACUUUCUGAUAGUAGUAAUCUAGAUUGGAAAGAACUACAGCAAAGGUAUCGGAGUGACAUAAAUAAUCUGGAACUGUAUAUUUCUCAACUUCAAUCAGAGCAGGAACUGUUGCACAAUGAAAGAGACGAGAUGUUAAAGAAGGUGACCAAAUUAGAGGCGCAGUGUCUGGAAUGGCAGAAGAGAGCAAUACUAUCUGAAAAUAAUUAUGACCAAAUAUUAGAAAAGCAUGAGCGACAGGAAGACGAAUUAAAAGAUCUUCAUACUCACUGUUCCGAAUUAAGUGAUCUCCUCGAAGAAUUACGAACAAGUAAGGAACCAAAUGAAAGUUGUGUAGAGUUGGAUACGUCCUCAACUGAUAGUGAUCGUAAUACCCGCGAAAAUUGCAUAGAGAAUCUUGCGUGUUAUGUAAUCGAGGUACAGUUGAAAGAUGCACUAACGGAAAAUGUGGAUCUCAAGAAUUCACUCCAACAAACCCAAAAUGAUAUUUCAAAAUUACGUGGACAGAUGGAAGAAAUUACUGUUAAUUAUCAACAGGUUAAUACAGAAAAGGAAGAAUUGCUGAAAAAGGUUGAUUUACUUCACGAAACAAAGAGCAAGCUACAAGAAAUACAAUCCCAAUUAAGCAGUAAUAGUUCAAAACUUGAAGAAGUACUAAAAGUGAACACAUCCCUAAAAACUGCUAUAGAGAGUAAGGACCAUGAAAUAGAACAGGUAAAUGAAGUAUUACAAUCGUUGUCAAAAGAGUACAGCACACAAAAUGAAAAUAUUCGAUUACUAAGAGCUGAUUAUGACAGAUUGCAAAUAAUACUGCAAGAGAAAGAAAACAAAUGUUCCGUCAUAGAAAAACACAAUAUCACUCUCAACAAUGAACUAGAUUCAUUACGCAUCGAUUAUAAUAAAGCAAUUGGUGAGUUGAAGGUUCAAAAAGAUUUAUUAUCUGAAACAAAAGAGACUGUGGAUUGCAAUCUACGAAAACUUCACGAAUUUGUAUUUGGAGUUAGCAUUUUACACGUAGACAGUUAUGAAGCUACCUUCACUUCACUACUGAAACAUUUGCAAACUGAACACGAGAGUCAGAAGUCAAAUUUGGAAAUUUAUACCAGUGCUUUAGAACACCUUGAACAGUUAGUUGCAGAACAAAAAACAGAGAUUUCGUGUUUAAGUGAGCAAAAUAUAACAAAUCAGAAAGAGUCUGAAAUAGUGUCCGAUAAGUUACUGCAAGCGGAAAAACAAAUAUUUAAUUAUAAAAAUGAAAUUUUGCAGAAUAGUGAUAAGAUCGCACAAUUAGAGUUUACAAUUGACGAAAUGUCGGCAAGUGUAGGCGAACUGGAAGUACUAAAAACUGAAAUGAGCCAAUUACAAUCUACUUACGAUAAUGUAAUGUUGAUGCUUCAAGAAAAUAGAAGUGAACUGGAAAGAUAUAAAGCUAUAAUUCAAGAGUUGAGUACUUCAUUAAGUCUUACCGAACAAAGUAAGGCGGAUUUUCAGUCUCAGGUUGUCCAGAUGGAGCUAACUUUGCAAAGUAACAUACAAAAUGAAAUGCAACUUAGAAAAGAAUUGUCCAGUUUACACGAUCAGCUACAUGACAAGAGCAAUGAGUUAGAAAUGUAUAUUUUUAAGGAGGGGAAUUUGCUAAAGGAUGUUGACAUUUUGAAACAAAAUUUAAACGAAGUUGAUGGGAUGAUAUUUGACGAGAGGGCGAAAAAGGAGAAGUAUAUUGAGCAAGUGACUACUUUAGAAGCUUCAGUUGAACAUUACCAAACCUACAUUAAAAGUGUAGAAGCAGAAUUGGCCAAUGUGAAAACAAAUUACUUAACAAGCGAGAAAGAAUUACAAAAUGCGCUAUGUUGUAAACAAUCUAUUGAGCGGGAUUUUGAGUUAACUAAAAUUAAUUUGGCGCACUACAUUUCUACAUUAGAUGAAGCAAAAGUUGCACUGGAUUGGAAACUAAAACAGGCACAAAACGCUGAAGCUCUGCUUACUGAACAGCUUUUGCAAAAAACUGAAAGGUGCGACUCUUUAAUCGAAGAAGUUAAGAUUUGUACAGAAGGAUACAUGAAACUUGAGGUACAAUAUGAAAGUGUUUUGCAAAAGUUAGAACUACAAGAGAAAGAAAGCGAGAGACUGCACAAUAGUUUAGCUAAAAGUAACGAACAGCUUGCAUAUUAUCAGCGUCAACACAAGGAGGGAGAAGAACGUAUUGCUGUGUUAGGAACUCAAGUUGAUGAUAGAGAUGCGCAGGUUAACGAAUACAAAAGCCAGAUUGCAAAGUUAGAAAUUGAUGGAGAACAUUUCAGGGAAAAAGUCAAGGAAUUACAAGAAGAUUGCUGUAAUCUACAAAACGGGAAGAUAUUCUUAGAGGGAAAGUGUCGAGAACUUGAAUCAAAGGUGGACAGUCUCACGUAUGAUUUAUCUGAUAAAAGUAAGGAACUGGAUAAGAAUAAACAAAAUGAAGAAAAAAUGAAAGCUCAAUUAAUAUGCCUCGGGGAGGAGUUACUAAAGCAAAGUAUGGACUUGGAGAAUUUAACAGAGCAAUAUGACACAAAAGUUAUUCAAUUACGUUUUCUUGAAGAAGAAGCACUUGCACUUAAAAGUGAUGUCCAAUUAUUAGUCGAUAAGGAGAAUUUUUAUGUUGAAGAAUUGGCUAGUGUAAGAGAGGAGUUAAGUUUAAUGACUUUCAAAUAUACAGAAUCACUACAAACUCACCACGAAUGUGUACAAGAAAACAAUGCUCAAAUUAAUAGUUUAACAGAAAAUUUACAUGAGAUUGUGGAGAAAUAUAACAUUUUGGAUAAAUGCAAUUCGGAAACUAAUCACACACUCAGUCAUGUACAAGAACAGUUAAGAGAAGCAAAGCAUUCUCUUAUGGAAAGGACGUUGCUUGAAGAUGAAUAUAAAAAACGCAUAAGUGAUUUAAAUUCUACAAUAGGGCAACAAAUUUUGAUCGAGUCUGCAUUAAAAUCAAAAUUGGAAGACUCUUUAAAUAGGUUGUCAUAUUCUGAAAGCAAGAAUGAAACAAGUUUUAAUAACUUUAAAGGACUGUGUGUAUUGUUUGCACAAGUGAAUGUGAACAAAAUUAAUUUAAGCAACAAACUUGGAAAAAUGAUGAAACAACGUCUACACCUGAAGGAGUCGUUUGAUAUUCUUAAAGCUGAUUAUAUAAAAAUGUGGGAUGUAGUUACUCAAAAUCUUAAGCUGUUGGAAAUGCAAUUACUGUGGUCUUUAAAAUCAGUUUCCUCAGAAAAUGAAAACCUUAAAACAGUCAUUUCACAACUUGAAACCGAAAGGUUGAACAGUCAUGUAGAGAGCUUGGCACUAAUUGACAGUCUUAAAAAGGGAAUUGAAGCGGAGCAGGGUAAACUUGCAGAUAAUACAAAGGCAUUAGAUGAUCAAGCAAAAGUGGUGGAGGACUACCAGUACAGAAUUAAGGAAUUGUCUGCAAACGAGACGGCCUACAGGAACGAAAUCCAGCAUAUGUUCCAAAGUUUAAAGGAUGUAAUUGAAAAUGUGAAUGACUGCAAAAAUCAAUGUGGAGAAGAUGGAAUCCAGGUUGACACAAAUAGCAACGUUGGUAACAUAAGUACUGCUAAUAGGACACUACUGAGUUCAAUAUCCGAAAUAUGUACCCAUAUGAAAGAGGUAAUUUCUAAAGAAAAGGAGAAUUUUAAAAACCACCUUGAGCAGCAGAAACUGUCAGAAGCAGAAACUGCAAGUAAAAUAAACCAUUUGCACAAAGAAAACGAUUUAUUGCAGCAAGAAAUUCGUAUUGCUAAACAGGAAAUUGAGAAUCAUAAGGAAAAAAUAAAAACUGUUUUCGUAGAACGCCAAGCUUUAGAAUUGGAAGUGAAAGUUGCAAAUGAAAAAAUUUUUGGUCAAGAAUCUAUCGUACGAAGUCAAGAAAAUGUGAUCAGCGACGCGAAUUUUAAACUGGUCGACAAAUUGGAAGAAAUACUGCAAUUGGAAAAAGCGAAACAAACACUUCAACUUCAAGUUGAUCAGUUAACUGCACAAUUAAACGAUAAUAAUGUUAAACCUGAGGUAAUAGAACAUAGUAAUGUUCAAGGAAUUCAAAGCAACGUACUGAAACAGAUCGAAACGUUACGGCAAUAUUCUAUGACUCACAAGACUUCUGUUGACAAGUUGAUUACUGAACGUAAUUUUCUUGAAAGUGUCAUUAAUAAUGUGAAACAUUCGUUAUUUACUCUCCAAACAAAAACCUCGAAUUUGAACGAUGAUAGGGAAGCUGCAAAAUUAAGAGAUCAGAUUGAAUCAUUUGAAUUUAUAGUUGAAGAUCUGCAAAAACAAUUUGCGCGAAUAUCGAAAAAAAUUCACGAAAUUGUGUUAAAUGUCGUACAAAUUCCCGCACAGUUUUGUAAUACUGUCAUUACCGAUUGCGAGGUGGUUCCAAGUAUAUUUGAGGUAGCCAACUUUGAUCAAGAACUUGAGCAAAUUACCGAUUGUCGAAGUUCUGCCAAUAACUUGCUAGAGCAACUUACUUCCUUCGAAAAUGGCAUUGCAUUGAGAGUUUCAAAAUUACAAAAAGAAAACAUAUUACGCAGUACUAACAAUGUUAUGGCCGAUGUUAAAGUCAAAGAUGAGGACCUGAAAAAGAAAAACACAAUGUUAAAACAACGCCUUACAUUAUCGGAAAAUGCUAAAAGUAAUCUUGAAAAGAAAGUGAAGCAAUUGCGACAGGAAAACAAAAUCCUAAACGAAAAGGCUGAUGGUGUCUUGGAGCAGAGUUAUAAGCAGUUACUUCAACAACAAAUUGCUCAAAAGGAAGAAUACGAAAGCAAAAUAAGCGAAUCUUUGGAGAAAUAUAGGAAGUUGCAGCAAGAGUAUGCGGAGUAUAAAGCCAAACAGAACUUCAUACCAGAGCAAAUCCAAUUUGAUCAAGAUCAUAAAACAGAACAAGAUGUUAAACUAGGAAAGGAGGUUUUGAAAUUGAGAGACGCUUAUGGUAACGUAAUGAGCGAAAACUCCAAGUUGGAACUCGAAAAUGCGACCAUGCGUAAGUUACUGGAUGGUAGGACUGCUCAACUAAGUGAAGUGAGACUAGUUCAAGAAGCGUAUGAAAAACUUUUGGAAGAAAACAACACCCUUCGAAUGGAGUUGGACACAGUGAAGUAUAAACGAAGUAAAGAUAGAGAGGCGUUAUUAGAAGCACUCAGUAAAGAUAAAAGUGACAGUAAAAAAAUUCAAGAUGUAAGAAUUGAGUAUGAAGCCAAGUUUGAAAAAAUGAAAGAAAAAAUGGUGCAGCUCUGUAGAGAAGAGAUGAAUAAAGAAACCCAAAAACUUCGAAAUGAAAAUGUAAUACUGUACAAAAAAAAUAAACGAUUGAACGAAAUUAUCAUGGAACACAAGAUGGGAAUGCGGAGUGAUCGAGAUACGUUAGAUACCGGAUCGCAUACCUCAAGUGAACUAUUCUUUGGUUUAUCCGAAGCCUUGCAAAGCACCGGAAUUCAUUCGAAUCAGAAAAGUUCCGAUGAUUUACUUCAUACUGGUAAUUUUGUGACAACUAGGAGACCAGUUGAUAAUCGUAAGUGUGCAACAUUGCCUAAAGUAAAUGCAGCAAAUGGUAUUCAGGAGGAUAAAGAAUUCCAGAGGAACACUUUGAAAGCAGUACGGCCAUCUUUAGCACAAAAUUUAGAAAUGGAGGAUGAAGAAGAGGAUCUUUUCAAUAAUAAGUACCUUGUUGAUUUAAAAUCAGGUAGAUGCUUCCUUCCUAAUGAACAAGAAAAUAACGUGAGCAGGUUAUCAGAAUUAAAAUGGCGUAAUUCAUUGUGUCCCCCACAUUUAAAAUCUUCUUAUCCCGCCGAAACACAGUUUAACAGUCCAACACAAUUUAAAGAAGAAGAGCUUAAGCUGGGCGAUCUUGAUGAUAGUAUGAGUACAAAACUAUUACCUGGAGAGAAACCUCGAAAGAAGGAUAUCGGAACCACUUCGUAUAAAAGGCCAGGACCACCAACUCCGAGCAAAAAUGGGGGGCGCGUUUCACUUCAAGGUGGUGAAAUUCAGCCGAGGGAUGUCUUGCGUGAAUGCAAUGAUGGACCGAAAACUCCAAAACGGAAUACUCCUAGUCGUUUAAAAAGUCUUUUUAAGGGGCGCAAUUUGAGUACAAAAGAUAGUAGUGAAAAUCAACAUGGAACACCAAGAAGUAAACGUUUAAGUAUAUUCCGUAAGCAAAAAUAAUAUGGUCUAUCAGUAUUACCCUUUUCUUAAAAUAGUUUCGUUCUAAUAUAUCAUAGUAUUAUUUUUUUAACAAAUAAAUCUAUUUUUGUAAGUUUUUAAUAAACGGUCAUUACCUUUGA